This is a messenger RNA of Alternaria conjuncta, 414 nucleotides long. RefSeq lists its product as uncharacterized. Bases 1 to 414 code for a protein of 137 amino acids. The record is from RefSeq and is a predicted model, not a curated record. The transcript is spliced from 2 exons. NCBI's taxonomy places the organism in Eukaryota, Fungi, Ascomycota, Dothideomycetes, Pleosporales, Pleosporaceae.
AUGCGUCUCCUCAUCCUCUUCUUCCUGACGCUGCUUUCGGUUGCAGCAGGUUUCACUUUGCAAAAGACUGAUGGCACCACGAUCGAGCUCGGCGAUGAGCCUAUGGUCAUCGACGGCAGCGACGUGAUCAUGCCUCAGGAUAUCUUCGCUAGCGCGUCCCGCGUCAAGCUUGACGGCAUCUCCGAGGCUACCGACGUCAGCACUGCAGACCUUGACCCUUUUCCGGCUGCUUGCUUCUGGGAUAGGGAUGCUCACGUCGCUGGAGUCGAUGCUCGUUCUGAGCGCCACUCCGACAUCGAAACCUUCUCCAACGUCGGCACCGCAGACAUCGGUACCGCAGACACCAGCGCCGAAGAUCCGCACUUGGUAUGGCGCAUCGUCGUCCUAUUGAUCAAUUCGCUGAUAGCUAUUUAG